Messenger RNA from Limanda limanda (common dab), 3749 nucleotides. Its product is annotated as X-linked retinitis pigmentosa GTPase regulator-like. Gene Ontology annotation, molecular function: ubiquitin protein ligase activity. Gene Ontology annotation, cellular component: photoreceptor outer segment. Bases 46 to 3711 code for a protein of 1221 amino acids. Gene Ontology annotation, biological process: ubiquitin-dependent protein catabolic process; visual perception; protein ubiquitination. The record is from RefSeq and is a predicted model, not a curated record. The transcript is spliced from 14 exons. Lineage: Eukaryota; Metazoa; Chordata; Actinopteri; Pleuronectiformes; Pleuronectidae.
AACGCGCCCGGGACACCGAGCAAAGCGGAUUAAAGUCCCGCAGAGAUGGCGGGGGAGGCCGAGGACGAGAUACCAGAGUCGGGAGCAGUUUUUACUUUUGGGAAGAGUAAAUUCGCCGAUAAUGUCCCCAGUAAAUUCUGGCUUAAAAACGACGUCCCACUCAAAAUCGCCUGUGGGGACGAACACACCGCCUUAAUAACGGAAAAUGGGAAACUCUUCAUGUUCGGCAGCAACAACUGGGGCCAACUCGGUCUGGGAUCCAAACUGACUGUGAACAAGCCGACGUGUGUGAAAGCUCUGAAGUCUGAGAAAGUCCAGCAUGUGGCCUGUGGAAGAAACCACACCCUCAUCUGCACCGCUCAGGGAAAAGUGUACACCUCGGGGGGGAACAGCGAGGGUCAGCUGGGGCUCGGCGACUGCGAGGAGAGGACGGCGUUUCAGCGGGUCCAUUUCCUCGAUUCCCACGGACCAAUGAAAAUGCUCGCUGCGGGUUCAAACACCUCCGCUGCUCUCACAGAAAGUGGAAAACUCUUCAUGUGGGGGGACAACGCUGAGGGUCAGGUCGGUUUGGGGAAGGAGAGUCACGCCACCUCGCCGCAGGAAGUCAGCGUGGGACAACCGAUCAGCUGGGUGUCCUGCGGAUACUACCACUCUGCCUUAGUGACGGUUGACGGAGACCUCUACACGUUUGGAGAGCGUGACAGCGGCAAACUGGGUCUGGGCACCGGCCAGCUGCCCAGACACCGAGUCCCCCAGGUGGUGAAGAGCAUCAAGGAGCCGGUGACACAGGUGGCCUGUGGGGGUGGACACACUGUGGCGCUAACAGAGGAAGACGUGUACACGUUCGGCCUCGGCCAGUUUGGACAGCUCGGUCACGGGACGUUUACAUUCGAGUGCCGGACGCCGCGUCUGGUCGAACACUUCAGGAAGGGGCGGGUCCGUCAGGUGGCCUGCGGAGAGAAUCACACUGCACUGGUCACUGAUGGGGGUUUGCUCUACACAUUUGGAGAUGGCCGACACGGUAAACUGGGCCUCGGAGAAGAGAACUUUACCAACCAGUUCAAACCAACCCUGUGUCCACGCUUCCUCAAGUACAACGUCCAGGCAGCUGUGUGCGGCGGCUGUCACAUGGUGGUGUUGGCUCAGCCGAGGGAUCAGACCUGCAGCGAUGUGACGCUGGAGGAGGACGACGUGACGGAGGUUUACCUGGAGAGGCCGUACGUGGAGCUGCUGGGGGAGACGGGCGACUCCUCCGCCCUGCAGAGGAGCCUCUCUGCUCGGGUUCGCCGGAGGGAGAGGGAGAGAUCUCCAGAACAGUUUGGUACCAUGUUCAGCACUCUGCAGGCCAUGACACCUGGCUACCUCCAGCCGCCGCUUCCCGUCUCCAGCCACACCAUCCCGCCCAGAGAGACUCCGCCCGAGCUCACCCACAGAAAGGUGCUCAACGGCGCUCACCGACACAGGAGCGCAGGGUCAAACCACCAGGGGGGCGAUGCAGACAGCCUCGUGGAGAGCCUGACCGACACCGACAGCGUUAAAGGUCUGGGAGAAACCACAGACUUCCUCAACAUGACGCAUGUGAUGAAGAUGGACCCCAGUGAUCAAACCCUCACUCUGUCUCCAGUCCAGAAGAGGAAGGGUAAGCAUGGUAAGACCACAGGACAGAAAGAGAACCUAGCGAGGAAGAGAAACCUCUCGAGGCAGAGCAGUUUCUCUUCGACUCCCCCAUCUCGUAGGAGCGAGACUGUCUCUCCUUGCCAGGCGUUGCCCUCUGAGCUCAUGAGGAGCCGCAGUGCUUCACAGAGACAGAAGACAGCAAACCUGAAUAAAGAGAAUGUGAUGGGGGAGCUGGAGAGGAGACCCAGUAAAAACAAACUCCUGAAUGCAGGGGACAGCAGGGAGGCAGCAUCUAAGCAGCGACCCAGGUCAGCGCAGGGUAAAAGCAAAGUGAUAGAGGUUGGCAGGAAGCAGUUUCCAGGGUCGAAACAGAGUCCUGAAACAAAAGAGAUAGCUUCAGGUGUUGGCUCUGUGGCCAAAGGUAAGCAAGCUCAGCCGAAACCUUUAAAAAGCAAACCGAUAAUCGUGCAGAGUCAUCAAGCGGGAGUUAGUUUGCAGAGUAAACGUAAGGACUCGUCUGGAUUUCACCUGAGUGACGCCAUGGAAGAGAAAAGCCUUCAACUGGUUUCCGGGACGAAAAGACGCCCCAAAGCUAAAGAGGUCCCCGAUUUGUCCAAACAAUCUAAGAAUGAGAAAAACAAAAAAGAGGCUCAAUCAGAGUCGCUAGAUCUCGGUCUGCUCGCUGCGACCACCUCACUAGCUGCCGGAGCAGUGAUAGCACAUGAGGUGGUGUCCAGAAGCCACUUUAGCUCGCUGUCGUCAUCUGAGAGCAGCCAAGGUGUCCUGAAAGACAAUGCUAGGAAAUCAAGAAGUGAUCAAUCUGCCGAUUUAAGCCACAAAUCCGCAGUCAGCAUCAACAUAACACCCGUGUCUGAGAGUCCUGACGAGAGGGUGACGAGCCUGGAUGAAAGUAAGGAGGAGAGCGACGAGCAGUCAAACUCUGCAACAGUCAAACAGGAGGAGGAGGAGGAGGAGGAGGAGGAGGAUGAAGAUGAGAAGGGGCAGAGAACGAGUGCAGACAUAAGUGAAGAAGAAGAGGAGGAGGAGAGCCAGAGUGUCGAGAAAGUCACAGCAGUUGAAGAAGAUGAAGAAGACAGUGACACUCUUCAACCCGAAGAUGAAUCGGAAACAAGCAGGGAUGAGGUGGAAGAGGAGAGUGCUGCUGAGGAAGAGGAGGAGGAGGAAGAGGCAGGAGGGAGUGAAAGUGAAGAUGAGACUGAAGAGAAGGACAGCAAAGGAGGUGAUGUAGAGGAUGAGGAGGAACACGAGGAAGCAUCAAGUCAGGAGACGGAAAGCAAGGGAGGAGAGAGUGAAAACGAGGAGGAGGAAGGUGAAGCAGAAGAAGAGGGGGAUUUAGAAAGCGAGGGUGAAGAAGAAGAGGAGGAUAAAACUGAACCUUUAAAGCCAUUGGAAGACAGAGAAGAGAGUGAGGUAGAGAGUGCGGGAGAGACUGAGGAUGAGGGAGAAGAGGGGGAUGACGAGGGGGAAAAGGAGAGUAGUGCCGAGGAGGAAGAGGAGGAGAGUAGUGAGGAAGAAGAGAGCGAAAAUGAGGCAGAAAGUGACAAAGACAAUGAGGAAGAGGAAGAUGGUGAUAGUGAGGAGGAGGAAGAGGAAGAGGAGGAGGAGGAGGAAGAGGAAGAGAGUGAUGAGGAAGAGACGGAGGCUAAAGAAAGUGAGGAGGAGGAGGGGGAGGAAGAAGAAGAGGAGGAAGAAGAAGAGAGUGAAGAGGAGGAGGAACAAGAGGAGGGGGAAGAAAAAGAGGAUGAGGAAGAGGAAAAAGAGACUGAAGAGGAGGAAGAAGAAGAGGAAGAAGAAAAAGAGAGUGAAGAGGAGGAAGAAGAAGAGGAAGAAGAAAAAGAGAGUGAAGAGGAGGAGGAAGAAGAGGAGGGGGAAGAAAAAGAGGAUGAGGAAGAGGGUGAUAGUGAAGAUGAGGAGGAGGAGGAGGAGGAGGAAGAAGAAGAGGAGGAAGAGGACAAAAAAGUCAAAAGUGCAAAAUCUACAAGUAAACCCAGGUCAGGGGGCAAAGGUAAUGCAGCGGGUGAGGAGGAGGAGUUUUGGGGCGAUGUCUUACCUCAGUACCUCAACCUGAAAUAACAGCGAGCUUUAAACUCAUUAUUUUAUUAUUAAUCAAC